GUCCGGCACAAAAAUACACGAUCUCUGGAUGCGAAAGUCCUAAUUUCUCAGUCCUUUCGCGAUCCGAAUUCAGCACACAAGUACACGAGAGAGACGGACAUCGAUUGGAGUCCUUUCUCAAGCAAUUAUCAGACGACAUCCGCAUCAAUCGACCUUGGAGAGCUUCAUCCAAUAACACCAACAAUCCCAGCCAUGGCCAUCCCAGGAGGUUCAUCGCCCGAUACUUUUACCAGCUCAGGCACAUCAAUCCUCACAUCACGUCCCUCGCAUUCCGACUAUGAGCCUUCUGUCAGUGGGGAUGAGAGACUGCGCAGCUCUCUACAAUCCUCAGAUAAGCACAAGUCCAAGUCAGGGAAGCCAAGGUGGUUUACUCAAGUCAAGGACUGGCUUUCUGUGAGUGAGCCGUCCGCGCAGGCCAUGAAGGAGCAGAAGAGGAACACGUACAAGCGACAUGGCAUUGAUAUGAACGACCCUCAGGCAGCAGCCAAAUUGCAUUUGCCAAUUGGAAAGAUCCCCGAGAACGCCAUCACUUCUACGAGCGGCCCAAGCCCAGAAAAGGCACUGAAGCGAGCACAGCAGCAGCAACAACAGUCGAGACAGUCUUACUCGGGGCUUAGCCAAGCGUCGCACUCGAUGUCGAGCAGUAUCUGUUCGGUCCCGGGUGCCAAGGAAUUCAAUCCAGUCGCACCAUGGGACACUUGA
Molecule: messenger RNA, 702 nt
Organism: Fusarium falciforme
Lineage: Eukaryota; Fungi; Ascomycota; Sordariomycetes; Hypocreales; Nectriaceae
Exons: 1
Coding region: 193-702 (169 amino acids)
Source: RefSeq, a predicted model, not a curated record